Pelobates fuscus (common spadefoot toad) is the source of this 2826-nucleotide messenger RNA. RefSeq names its product matrix metallopeptidase 19 (gene MMP19). Bases 76 to 1566 code for a protein of 496 amino acids. Gene Ontology annotation, cellular component: extracellular matrix. Gene Ontology annotation, biological process: collagen catabolic process; extracellular matrix organization; proteolysis. The record is from RefSeq and is a predicted model, not a curated record. NCBI's taxonomy places the organism in Eukaryota, Metazoa, Chordata, Amphibia, Anura, Pelobatidae. Gene Ontology annotation, molecular function: zinc ion binding; metalloendopeptidase activity. The transcript is spliced from 9 exons.
ACCCGCAGCAGACAGCCAGCAGCAAACUGAACAACUGAGCCAAACUGCACUAAAAAAAUAAUUCAAUUUUACAAAAUGCUGAUUUUUCCACUGCUUGCAACAUUCUCCCUCUCAGCCUGUGCAAUGGUUGUAGAGUACACCUACAGCUCCAAGGAUGAUACCUACAGCUCUGAAGAGGAUACCUACAGCUCUGAAAAGAAUACCUACAGUACCGAGGUUGAGGCCAUGGAAUACCUGAAAACAUAUGGAUAUUUACAAAAGCCGCUGGAAAGUGAGAGUGAGGAUUUCAGUCCAGAGGAAGUGCAGGAGGCCACACGUGUCUUCCAGCAAUCGUUUAACCUACCUCAAACAGGAUUAUUGGAUAGAAGCACUUUGGAAAUGAUGAGGGAGCCUCGAUGUGGACUUGAAGACCCUUUCAACCAGAAGACUCUACGAUACCUAUUGUUAGGUCGAUGGAGAAAAAAGAACUUGACUUAUCGGAUAUACAAUUACACUCCAGACAUGACACCAGAUGCUGUCACCACUGCCAUCAAAUCAGCUUUCAAAUACUGGAGUGAUGUCACUCCGUUGACAUUCAAGGAGAUCAGUUAUGGAAGAGCAGAUAUACGCAUUUCUUUUCACAAGCGUGGUGUCGGAUGCUCCCGACCUUUUGAUGGACCUGGAAAAGUGCUGGCACAUGCUGAUAUCCCUGAGUUGGGCACCGUACAUUUUGAUCAGGAUGAGUACUGGACAGAGGGAUCAUACGUUGGUAUGAAUUUGCGCAUAAUCGCAGCACAUGAGUUAGGCCAUGCCUUGGGUCUUGGACACUCUCGGUAUACUUCUGCCCUGAUGGCCCCUGUCUAUAAUGGAUACAGACCCAACUUUCGUCUCCAUGAUGAUGAUAUUCGGGGGAUUCAAGCACUUUAUGGUAAGAAGGCACAUGUAGAGGAGGAAGAAACAGCUUUUGAUACAGAGGUUCCAGUGCUAGUACCAGCUCCAACUCCAACCAGUCCCAUGCCUGACCCAUGCAGUGACAACCUUGAUGCCAUCAUACUGGGACCUCAUAAGAAAACCUAUGCAUUUAAAGGGGAUUACGUAUGGACUAUUACCGAUUUUGGAACUGGUCCUCUCGUGAAAAUCCAAUCCCUCUGGAAAGGGUUGCCGGGGAAUUUGGAUGCAGCAGUUCACUCACCACGCACAAAAAGGACUUAUUUCUUCAAAGGGGAUAAACUCUGGAGGUACACAGAUUUCAAGUUAAACUAUGGAUACCCUAAACUGUUAAGCAGGGUGCCAGCCAAUCUCAAUGCAGCUUUGUACUGGGAUGGAAAUCAGAAAAUCUUCUUGUUUAAGGGAGAGAAUUAUUGGCAGUGGGACGAGUUGGGAUGGAGUAACCUUGCCUCAAAAAAAAUCUCCAGUUUAUUCACUGGCGUCCCGUCUCAGGUGGACGCUGCUCUGACCUGGAAGAACAGCAAGAUUUAUUUCUUCAAAGGAGACAAGUACUGGCGCGUGAACAAGCAACUGAGAGUGGAGAAGGGAUACCCCCUUAGCGUAUCAGAACGCUGGAUGCAGUGUCACCAUUUUGAUUGAGGGCAUGCCAAAUUAUAUCUACAUAGGUUCUUUCACAGCACCUGUCAGUUUGAUACUGUCAGACAUGUCCAAUGUAACUUUUGACUGUUUAGUGAAGCUAAAUAUGGAUACUUUGGAACAAAUUAAAGUAACAUGUACACUGUACACUGUGGCGCAGACUGCCAUAAAGUCAGGAAAACACAUAAUGGCAGCUCUAUAGAAGAAAAAGGUUCCUGAGACUUGCCACCCAGUCAACUACAAUCUGCACUUACUAUCAUGAUGUCAUACUGACUACUUUACAGCUCUUGACUUAAAGAGCUAUUCAUGAAGCCAAUUAGAAGUAAAAAUGUAAAUAUCUUUUUUUGCAUGUUAUAUGGUCAAUGGUCAGUUUUUAAAUAAUGUGCACGAGAGAUUUGUAUUUUGAUUAAUCUGUCUGUCAUGAAUUCAUACAAAGCCUGACUAUUUCCUGAGUAACAUGGCAAAGUGCAUAAUCUGGAGAUUGCUCUAGACUUUUUUUCAACAAACGCAUAUAUUCCAACAUCAGUCUUUGUAUGUAAUACAAAUACUUCCAAUGAGUGGUACUUGUCUAUCACCUCCAGUGGCAAUAUGUGGUACUACAUUAAAAAAAAAAAAAAAAAGCCAGGGGCUCAUAUUAUUCAUCCCUGUGGCCUGUGGCACCCAACUGCCCUGUAAAAUACAGACCUCCCUAUUCAACCGAAUUGACACAGACAUGUAGCAUUGUGUUCUGCAUUCAGAAGGUUUCAGACAACUGAGACUCUUUACACACUUUUAUUCAGAUGAGGCUUCGUACCACAAUUAAGCCACCACUAAACUAGAUUCUAUGCAAUGAGUUGUGCUGAGUUGACAUCUGAUCUGCAGAAUGUAGGUCAAAUAUCCUAGAGAAAGAAUUUAGAUUUUAAAUAUAAUUACAGCUCAGUAUGACUUACUGCUUAGUAAAUAUAAGGUUGGAAUCAGUAUGUGAAUUUGUUUAAAUAAAUGUCCCUCAUUAGCUCCACCUACUGUACUUAACUGAAAAUGUAUUUAUUAAAUUAAACAAAAUACCAAAUGAGAGUAUUGUUAGUAUAGUCGGGAGUUGAGAACUGUGGCUAUGCCACCCCCAUAAGCAAGCCACAAUGGCCUAUUCUAAUCCUUAAGCUAAUUAUGUUCUAAAGCUCACAAAAAAGUCUAGAUGUAUGGCCUAAAGCAUGCAUCCAGGAAAUGACAUCACUUAUCAUUUUUUGUACAUUUAUAUUAAAACUCAUAUUGAAAAAAAAUGUGAGU